Stereum hirsutum FP-91666 SS1 is the source of this 2713-nucleotide messenger RNA. RefSeq names its product OPT-domain-containing protein. The coding region runs from base 233 to 2713 and encodes 826 amino acids. NCBI's taxonomy places the organism in Eukaryota, Fungi, Basidiomycota, Agaricomycetes, Russulales, Stereaceae. Gene Ontology annotation, biological process: transmembrane transport. The record is from RefSeq and is a predicted model, not a curated record. Gene Ontology annotation, molecular function: oligopeptide transmembrane transporter activity. The transcript has 9 exons.
UCUUCCUCCUUAUUGUCUUCAGGCGCACUUGCAUCCACCGAUUCCUGGGCUCAUUCGACUGGUAUAAGACUCUUUCGGGUCGUUGCUCCCUCUCGAUUACCCAUCGGUGCAUGUCAAGGGCGCCCAAAGCUCUCCCUCCUCCGCCUCCCCCAGCGACACCCCCCGUUGUUUUCCCUCCUCUAAGCUACUGGGCCCCUUUUCCGACACUGCUGCACCUCUUCACACGUUAACGAUGGACGACUCCUCACCGACACCCAUUGGAAUGUCCGAAGUUCGCUACGUUAACUCGCCUUCAUCUUCUUCUCAUCUGCGACAUCGCCACUCCACCCCAGACGUGCCGCAGGACGUCGAAGACGAUCUCUGGGCACACUUUAACGAUCCCAAUUACGAUUACGACGCGAGCUCGACCGCAGGGUCCACUGCUCGCGAGUCCUUUGAGCUUGGCAAGAAGGCCUCUGCUCGAUGGUCCGAUGUCUCUAUCACUGUCAGCUCCUCGGAGCUCGAAUCUCAGUACGACUCCUCGCGGGCGACAGAGUCGAAGGGAAACCUUGGUUCAGAGGCUUCCUACGAUGACGAGUCGCCCUAUCCAGAAGUCCGCGCGGCUGUGUCGAAUACUGACGACCCGUCCAUGCCCGUCAAUACCUUUCGAGUUUGGGUCAUUGGACUUUUGUUUUCUGUUCUCAUCCCCGCCUUCAACACCGUCUUCUGGCUACGAUACCCGACCGUCAUCGUUAAUGCACUUUUCGUCCAGCUCGUCACGCUCCCAAUCGGCAAGCUCUUCGAAAAGGUCCUCCCUACCCGCCGCAUCACCAUGUUUGGCUACGGCAUGUCGCUCAAUCCGGGGCCGUUCAACGUCAAGGAGCACGCGCUCAUCUCAGUGAUGGCGAACGUCGUCGUCGGCGGCGCACCCUUCACGGACGUCAUCGCGACUCAGGCCUUCUUCUACCAGACGCCUUGGCCUCUCGGAAAGCAGCUCAUCCUGUCGCUCUCCAUUCAGAUCCUCGGUUUCUCCUUCGCCGGCCUGGUUCGCCAGUUCCUUGUGUGGCCCUCCAGCAUGAUCUGGCCCGGUGUUCUCGUGCGUACUGCUCUGCUCAACACGAUGCACAAGAACUACGGCAAGAAGGACAGGAAGCAUAUGUCGCGCGAGACGUUCUUGGCCCUCGCCUGCAUCUGCAGUUUCGUUUGGUAUUGGUUCCCCGGCUUCCUGUUCACCGCUCUCAGUGUGUUCAACUGGGUAUGCUGGAUCGCACCCGACAACGUCGUCGUCAACUCGCUGUUUGGCUACAACACUGGUCUCGGCAUGGGCUUCUUUACGUUCGACUGGGCGAUGAUUUCCUACGUCGGCAGUCCUCUGGUCAUUCCUUGGUGGGCUCAAGUCAACAGUUUCGUGUCGUUUGUCUUCUGGAUCUGGCUGAUUGUACCGAUUCUGUGGGCCAAGAACGUCUUCUUCUCGAAGUUCAUUCCCAUCUCAUCGGCUGGUUCUUUCGACAACACGGGCGCGUCCUACGACCCUACGGCCAUCAUCACGGACGGCGUCUUCGACGAGGCGAAGUACAAAGCGUACUCCCCCAUGUACUUGUCCGUCACGUUCGCGCUCACCUACGGAACCUGUUUCGCCUCCUACACGGCCGUCGUCGUUCACACCUUCCUUUGGUACCGUCACGACCUCGUGCGCCAGUUCCGCAGGUCUCUUGGUGACGAGGGCGAUGUGCACUCCCGUCUGAUGAAGGCCUACCCGGAGGCUCCUCGAUGGUGGUAUGCCGUCAUGGGCAUCGCGUCUCUCGUUCUUGCUAUCGUCGGUGUUGAGGUUGGCGACACGAAGUUGCCGAUCUGGGCGCUCUUCAUGGGUUUGGUCCUCGCCGCGAUUUUCACUGUUCCCCUUGGACUGGUUCAGGCCAUCACGAACCAACAGUUCACUUUGAACGUCCUCGCAGAGAUCAUCAUCGGCUACACCCUCCCAGGACGACCGCUUGCCGGCAUGGUCUUCAAGUCGUUUACCUACAACACCACUUCCCAAGCCAUCGCGUUUGCCAGCGACCUCAAGAUGGGUCACUACAUGAAGGUCCCCCCUCGCUUGCUCUUCCUCGCCCAAGUCGGCGCGUCUAUCGUCGCCGUUUUCGUUUCCGUUUGUGUACAGCAGUGGGCCUUCAAUGCUAUCCCGGAUAUCUGUACCGACGGCCAGCCAGACCUGUUCACCUGCCCUGGUCUCCUCACGUUCGGUACGGCGUCUCUGAUCUGGAGUGGAAUCGGUCCACAACGGCUGUUCAGUCCUGGUACAUUGUACUACCCCCUCGUCUGGUUCUUCCUCCUUGGAGCUGUGCUUCCUAUUCCUCCUUACCUCCUCGCCAAGCGAUUCCCUCGUUCUUUCUGGAGAUUCGUCCACAUUCCCGUCUCCCUUAACGCUCUCUCCGUCGUUCCGCCUGCUAGCGGCAUCAACUUCUCGUCGUGGUUCCUGGUCGGGUUUAUCUUCCAGUGGUUCAUGCGUCGCUUCCAUUUCCGCUGGUGGAUGCGCUAUGUCUAUCUUCUCUCCAGUGGUCUCGACGCGGGUGUCAUCUUUGCUCUGGUGAUCAUCUUCUUCUCGCUGCAGUUGAUCAAGAACCCAAUCAAUAUCAACUGGUGGGGCAACACUGUGUGGCAGAACACGGCAGACGCGAUGGGGACGCCGUUCUUCACGCUCGCACCAGGCCAGACGUUCGGACCUCCACCAACAUAA